AAAACCGGCUCUCUAUCGUCAGUCAAAGCAAAACAGGCCAAAGCCUCGAGCGAGUUAUUUUUUGUUUAUACUUGUUCGAUUAAACGUCUUACGCGCGUAUCAGUUUCGCAGGUUACAACAUUGUCAAAAAAAAGCAAAUUCAGCAAAAAUGUCGUGGAAUCAGUUUGACAACUCGACCAGGGGCGAGGGUGGCUUCAUGGACACGACCGUGAACGAGGGUGCGGGCGGCGACGGCGGUGACAAAAACGCCAAACGAGGUCAGAACUGCAUGCCCGUCAUGAUAUCGCACAUACAGAGCCGCGGUGAGAAGCUUGAGGUCUGGGGCACCCCGGCCAAAAUCAUCACCAUCGUCGCCGUCGUGACCAAAAUCGAGCCCGCCAGCACCAAGAUUGCCUACGAAUUUCAGGAUGAAACUGGUUCUAUCAGAGGGAUCAAAUGGUUGGAAAAUGAAAGUUCUGAAUUUAUCUCACCGGUUGAGAUCAACAACUAUGCAAGAGUAUAUGCCAUGAUCAGAGAUCAAGGCGAGGAGCACACUCUGCUUAUCUUAAGUAUUCAGCCUCUGGAACAUCUUAAUGAACUUGUAGCGCACUUAAUGGAGGUGACACUUAUGUGUCUCGAGGGUCAAAAGGGGAUCUCAAAUACCCAAAGUACCACAGCUGUGGGUAGUGGUGGUGAUACUCAAUCUGGAAGUAUGAACCCAUCCCAAAAAUUGGUACUGGAAAUCAUUAAGAAUGGUGAUCAAGAAUACGGAGCAGAGAGAGAUGAAAUCAAAGCCAAAGUGCCACAAAAUUUGAUUGCUAAAGUUGAUGAAAUAAUUGAAUUUUUAUCUGCAGAGGGUCACAUUUAUACCACUAAAACAGAUGAUUAUUUCAAAGCCAUUUAGUUCAAUUGUAGAGUUGGUUUUUAUCUAUUUGAAUCAAUUCUUUAAUGAUCAAAUAUUUUUUUACAAUCAAGAGAGUUGUAAAUAUAAUUUUAACUCUUUUAAUUAAUAUUCUAAUAUAUAUUAUAGUAAAAUACCCAUGUUGUACUGUUCAUUAGUAUUAUGUUUUUAAUAUUAAUAUUAAAUAAAGAAAAAGUGUAACAAA
Trichogramma pretiosum is the source of this 1085-nucleotide messenger RNA. RefSeq names its product replication protein A 32 kDa subunit-A-like. The record is from RefSeq and is a predicted model, not a curated record. NCBI's taxonomy places the organism in Eukaryota, Metazoa, Arthropoda, Insecta, Hymenoptera, Trichogrammatidae. The transcript is spliced from 2 exons. Gene Ontology annotation, biological process: double-strand break repair via homologous recombination; DNA replication; nucleotide-excision repair. Bases 149 to 883 code for a protein of 244 amino acids. Gene Ontology annotation, cellular component: site of double-strand break; DNA replication factor A complex; chromosome, telomeric region.